Triticum aestivum (bread wheat) is the source of this 1690-nucleotide messenger RNA. RefSeq lists its product as uncharacterized. Bases 116 to 1309 code for a protein of 397 amino acids. Lineage: Eukaryota; Viridiplantae; Streptophyta; Magnoliopsida; Poales; Poaceae. The record is from RefSeq and is a predicted model, not a curated record. The transcript is spliced from 6 exons.
CGCGGGCCCACGGCCGGAGGAGCUAGAAAGACCUAUCGCCACCAGGCCCGGUCCCGAGGGAAAGGAAUCCAGCAAGCCAGCCAGGAGCGCGCCCCCACCCGCCGGCGACGGCCACAUGCCGACCGCCUCCUGCCUCCGCCCGCCUCUCCGCAGCGGCCGCUCCGCCGCGGCGCGCCUCGGGUUCCCUCCCCCGCCUCCCCCGGCGCAGCUCUACCCGGCGGGGCUGGCGAUUGGGAGCUGGCGGAGGAGGCUCGCCGGGGUCGGGGUGGCGGCCGCCUCCGCCUCGCCCUUCGACGAGCUCUACGCGCGGGGAAGGCCCAUGCACGGCCCCUCCAAGAAAUCUACCUUGUGGAAUUUGAUCCAAGAUAUAGAGCCUUUGGAUCUUAGUGUCAUUCAGAAAGAUGUUCCUCUUGAAACAGUUGAUGCAAUGAAGAGGACCAUCUCUGGCAUGUUGGGUCUGCUUCCAUCUGAUCAGUUCCGUGUUGUUGUAGAAGCCCUUUGGAGUCCAUUUUUCAAGUUAUUGGUAUCUUCAAUCAUGACUGGGUAUACUCUACGUAAUGCUGAAUGCAGGCUCUCUUUUGAAAGGAACCUAGAACUUUCUGAAGAAGAUGCUGAAUGUGAAAAAAGAGACACGAGUGAAGAUAAUCUUCAUGAUAUCAAUUUGGGUAGGCCUGUUACAAUUUUCAGAUUAUCGGAAGACGACAUGCCCCAGGACUCUGGAAAAAGUGACGAAGAAUCAUCUGGUGAGAGUAUGGGAGAAAUGUUAAGUAACUUAACACCCCAAGCAGAAGAGCAGAUUAUUCGGUUGCAAUCUCGUUUGGAUGCGAUGAAAAAGGAGUUACAUGACCUGAAGAGGAAAAAUUCUGCCCUUCAAAUGCAACAGUUUGUUGGGGAAGAGAAAAAUGAUCUGCUGGACUAUCUAAGAUCCCUAACACCAGAGAAGGUUGCUGAACUCUCGGAAUCCACCUGUCCCGGUGUGCAAGAGGCUAUCCAGUCUGUUGUGCAUGGUUUGCUUGCUACUCUUUCCCCCAAGGUACACUCAAAGUCUCCUCCGCCACUAGAGAAUGCUGGGGGAGCCCUAAAUUGUGGGGGUGAGGACGAUGACUGUGCAGAGCUUGUCGAGAAUACUUCCCUCCCGUUUCAGCCCCUAAUAUCUGUCCCACGUGAUUAUCUUGCACGUUUGCUAUUCUGGUGCAUGUUGCUGGGUCACUACAUCCGGGGUCUGGAAUACCGGUUAGAGCUGGCACACCUUCUCAGAAUAUCUAGCGACGUGGGGUCUUUCCCCAUUGAUGACGAUCAUUUUAUUUGAGAAAGCUUCGCUGGCUUAUUGAGAUCCGUCAGCGAAGAGGAUGAAAAUGCACUGGCCAAGAGGCCGCAGAAGUUGCUGUUUGGGGCAUUUCCUGACAAUGGAACAGGGAGUUCUGGGCCAUAGCUCCUGUUGUAGUCUUGUAAAGUCGGAACGAAGGCGUUCAGGUGUAAAGUUAGUGUUACAUAUCAAUGUGAACAAUAUAUUUUAUUUCCUUCUAUUUAUUGUGUCGUAUACAAAAUAAACAUGUUGUUCUUGCUGCUAAUCUCGUGGUAGCAUGGUGGAUACUGGGUAUUAGGCAUCCGUUGUACUCAUAGGUUGUAUGUAUUUGUCUAACGUUUAUCAUGUGAAUGAUAUUAUAUUGUCGAGUCUUAUCAAGGUUCC